AUCAUCCACCAAUAAAUGCAUCAAUGCCUUGGAAGCCCUAUUGUUUCUUCCUCAGCCAUGGCGCUUGUUGCUGGUUCUGCUGCUUAUCAGGUGCUCAGAGGUGUUACUGGAACGUUCCCCACUCAGUCUGCAACAUUACUGGCGAGGGCCCCUGCUUUGUGCGCUCGCACUCUGAAUAGGCGGAGAAUGAGCUCAAGACGACAAACUGAUCACUUGGAGAGGACUGCAAAUACAUUUAGACAAGAGAUAAUCUCUCCUGCCAAGGUCUGUGAGAUCACCAAUGAAUCUGCAACUGUAAAAAGAGUGCGCCUUGCUAUUGCCAAUAGGGAAUUCACUUUUAAAGCAGGGCAGUGGGUAGAUUUCUUUAUACCCGGUGUACCUAAAGUGGGGGGCUUCUCAAUCUGCUCCUGUCCCGGCCUAUUGGAAACAGAGGGAGUGUUGGAAUUAGCUGUAAAGUAUAAUCUUCACCCUCCAGCUCACUGGAUUCACUCCCAGUGCACUCUGGGAUCAGAAGUCGCCGUACGUGUGGGUGGGGAAUUUUGCUUUGACCCUCAGCCUUCUGACCUGCCUUUGGAUCUUGUCCUAAUAGCUGGUGGAGUAGGAAUCAAUCCUUUAUUUUCUAUACUCUUACAUGUGGCGGAUCUUCACAAGACACAUGAAAUGACAGGAAGGGGUUUCCAAAUGGGCAAUGUUAAGCUCUAUUACUGCGCCAAAAAUACUGGCGAGUUGCUAUUCAAGAGAAACAUUCUUGAUUUGGUGAAGAGCUUUCCUGGAAAGAUCACAUGCAGCUUUCAUGUCACGCAACAGAGUUCACCAGUUUGUGUGGAGCUCCAGCCGUUUAUCACUGAGGGAAGAAUCACUGAAAAGGACCUGGCAUCGUAUGUAUCCACAGACCAGCUAUGUUAUAUAUGUGGACCUCCUCCAAUGAUUGAAUCCACGUGCAAACAGCUAGAAAGCCUUCAUGUACCAAAGGAGCAGAUUUUAUUUGAAAAGUGGUGGUAGCGUGAUAUCUACAGAGGAAUGCCAAGGACAAAAUGAUCAGCAUUCCCUCCUCUUUCUGUGGAUUUGACUUUCCUGACUUAUUUGUGAUUUUUAAACCAAGGCUUAGCUUGAUGUCAGCGUAAAGCCAUUACUCCAAUGGAUGAAAUACAAUGAGUUUUAGUGUAUAUUUUUUAUAUAUAUAUAUUUUAUUUAAACACGGUUCAUUGUGCACUCUGCUUUUCUUUAGGCAGUAGCCCACGUACCUGUCCUGCGGAUCCUAACUGCAAGGUUGGAUAUCUGCAUAGCAACUCAGGCGUCAUUUUACUUCAUAGAUUGUUACAGAAAUAAUGUUUGUGGAUUGAAAUCUUGUAAGGAUGAUGGUUUGGAAUCCACUGCGAUAAAAGGAAAAAAUAUCAACAUAAAAAAAACUAUAAUUUGCCACUUUCAAAUGCACACACAAAAUGCCAUUUUUUGGGGGACUUUCUUUGGGAUAGGGCAGUGCAGAUAUCCCCCUUUCCAUAUGAAAAUCCUAUAAACCCUAAAGGCACAAUAUACACACUCACUUUUAAAGGGAAAGAGUAUAACCAUGUAGUAACAUGAGACAUAAGUGCCUUCAAAUCCAAAAACUUAGGGGAUAUACAAUUAAGCCUUAUAGACAUAUGGAUUUAUUAACUAUACAGGAAUGGGACCUGCUCUACAGAAUGCUUAGGAUCUGGGGAUUUCUAGAUAAGUGGUAUUUAUUAACAAACAUGGUUCUUACAGAAUAAAGUGUAGGCUCCCUCCACAGCCUAGGGAAAUCAGUAUUACAGUGUUACAGUAUUACAGUGUGCCAAUAGGAGAGAAGGAUGUGCAAGCUUAUGUAAAUGUAUGUACAGGUAUUGGUACGUUCUCCAUAAGUGCCAUAUAAUGAAAGCUGCCAGACUUAAAAAAUACAUUAAUAAUACAGAAACAAUUCUGUUGUCAGAAAUACACACACACACUCACCUUCAGAAGUACAAGAACACAAUUAGUUACUCCUAUAGAAAACAGAUGACUUUGAUCAUAAUUCAGACAAAAGGUAGAAGGGUCCACUUAUACUUCAGCAAACAGCUGAAUACUAGAGAAGCCGGUAUAUACUUAAGCCACUUAAACCUCUCUUCUAAUUAGAACUAAUUGGCAUAAUAAUACAUAAUUGGUCAUUUUACUAGCUCCUCCUAAUAGGGGAAGCAUAGUGAGAAGACAAAACAGCUAAUGUUUUAAUUGGCUGGCUUUGGAAUGAAGUGUUUUAUUUACAAUCUUACAGUUUUGCUGCAUUUUAUUUUGACUUGUUAAUGGUUUUCUCAAGGCUUCAACCUCCACAAUCUCAUUAUAGGGCUGUUUAUAUAUAUUAACAGUUGAGCUAGAGGAUUGUAUGCUGUUUACAUACAGGGAAAACUUUGCCUAUUUGUCCUGGGGGGGAGGGGGGAGGGGGUAAUAAUCAAACAAUUAUAAGUGUGUUAAUGUUAUCACAAAAUGAACUCUUUAAACACCA
This is a messenger RNA of Xenopus tropicalis (tropical clawed frog), 2491 nucleotides long. It is a transcript of the gene oxnad1, whose product is annotated as oxidoreductase NAD-binding domain containing 1. The record is from RefSeq and is a predicted model, not a curated record. Gene Ontology annotation, molecular function: oxidoreductase activity. NCBI's taxonomy places the organism in Eukaryota, Metazoa, Chordata, Amphibia, Anura, Pipidae. The transcript is spliced from 8 exons. Bases 16 to 1002 code for a protein of 328 amino acids.